Molecule: messenger RNA, 420 nt
Organism: Strongylus vulgaris
Lineage: Eukaryota; Metazoa; Nematoda; Chromadorea; Rhabditida; Strongylidae
Source: the annotation of a GenBank genome assembly
UUGCGCAGAGACAUCAUCCCCGACAAGUACGACCUCAUCUCAUUCUGUGCAGAUAGACCAUGCUGCCAGAAAGAACAACGUUAUUAUGGUGGCACCACACGGGGUGAGCUUUUGUUUGAUGGUUCAACCGCCAAUGCAAAUGUUUUUUUUGUCAUUUUUAUUUUUUGUACUGCGGAGGUUGAGAAGUAUCGCAAGUUCUUGACUUCCCUGCCAAUAUUCCCAUCCCCGCUUAAGGGUCGAGGAUCGCUUCAUAAUGAAAGAAGAGACUCCGGUGAGAAGCCAAGUUGCCUAGAAGAAGCUGAUGACGGCCAAGUCAGCUCGCCACGACCAUUCGGACGUCAACAAACAGCUCCAAGCCUGCCCCUGGCCACUAAAUUGCUCUACGUUGGAGAGGUCGUUUGGCAGGUUGGUCAGGUGUAG